AAGUUGCUAGACUUUUUGAAAUUCUAAAGAUGUGUUCCGGGCUGUCAGAGAUCAACUUUUCUAGGAUUGCACUGAAUGAUCAAGCUGUUGAACAACUACUGAAGUUUCUGCCCCAUCUUCACAGUCUGAAGCUCUUGAGCAUUGGGAACAACCCAUUUUCACGAAACGGUGUUCUCCUUCUAGCCGAUUCCUUUAACCGGUGUGAACGAAUCUGUGAAGUUAAAGUCAGAUCAGGUGAAAAUGCUUUCUUGCAUUUUGUGGACUGUCAAGAAAGUCGAGAAAUACGCUGCAGGCUGAUAGACUGUGUCAUUGGCCAAGAUGAUAUCAAAGAACUGUCCGUGAUCCUGGAGAAGAGCGACUGUCUCGUAGAACUGGAUCUGUCCAGGAAUUGUCUUGGCAAUGACGGGUUGAGGUGUCUCUUAGAACAUUUGCCCAGGAGCCACACUUUCUGUCUCAUGAAAAUCAGCCACAACGGAAUCUCCCAAGAUGGCGUCCUCUCUCUCGUUAAUGCCUUGGUCACCUACCCAAAUGCCGCUGAAGUUUGUGUUAGCAUGUGCUCUGAGGAAACUCUGAUGAUCACCUUUGUGAGAGAAAAUAAUCCUCAAAAGAUCCUUAGGCUAAAAGAAUGCAGCUUCCAAACAGAAGAGCUGGUGCAGCUGGCAGCCCUGCUAGGAAGGUGCCUGGCCCUAACUGACUUCAUGUCAGUCAAUAAUGGCAUGACACUCAGUGAUGCAGGUGCUCUGAUUAGGACCCCACGGAAACCUACGGGCAUGCUAAGGAUGGGCAUAGAAGAGCCGUGGGUGAAGAAUGAAAGCCUAGUUGGCCUUCUGAAGUUGGCCGCUGAAGUCCAGGGGAACAUUACUGAAAUCACGAUAAGGAGAGACACAUCUCUCUUUGUAGUGGAACAGGAAUUUUCUCAUCCAGUGGAGAAAGUGGAGUCUGUGGCUAGCAGGCUCCAUCAGUGUGAACUAGAAGCCAAAGGCGUGCCCUUCCUGCCAAAGCUUGUUCGGAAAUGCCAUCACCUCCACACGUUAAACUGGUCUGAGGUGCACCUCACAGAUACCGAAGCAGCAACUGUCUUCAAUGCCCUCUUGCAUUUUCCAGCUCUGAAGAGGCUCGAGUUGACAUGUUGCAGGAUAUCUCCCUUUGGAAUUGACUGCUUGACUGGGACACUGAGUCAGUGCCAUACCAUUGAAGACAUCAACAUAUCCAAAAGCAAUGUUGGCACUGAGGGCGUUUGUGCUCUGGUAGAUGCUCUGGAAGGAAAACUCCACUUGAAAAGCAUAAACCUCGGUUUUUUGAAUUUUGAAAAUGGAAGUGCUCUAAAAUUGAUUUCAAGACUCUCCGCACUGCCUCUCCUGAGAAGACUUGUUUUGAACAAUAAUGGUAUUAGUAGUGAAGUCUGCCCCCAUCUUGCAGAAACUUUGAAGAAUGCCAUUCACAUGGAAGAAAUCAAUUUAAGCUACAAUGAGAUUGAGGAUGCUGGAAUAAAAGAAAUAGCCACAGCUGUUCUGGAAAUGAAGAUCUUGAAGCAAAUCGACUUGUCACAUAACGGCAUCAGUCCUGUGGGAGGACAGUGUUUUGUGGAAGCUCUGGCUAGAAGUUAUCAGCUGGAAGAGCUCAGGUUAUCUGAGAAUAAUAUUGGACCUGAGACAGUGGCAAAGCUGGCUGCAAUUCUGCCUUCUAUGCACAGCUUGAAGCUCCUUCACCUGUCAUCCUGCAACAUAGACUCUGAUGGAGUUUCUCAUUUGGCCAAAGCGCUGUCUGAAUGUCCACAAAUACAGAAUCUCAGUUUGUCAGAAAAUUGUAUUGAGUACAAAGGCAUCAAGGCCCUUGCAGAGGGGCUUGGACAGUCUUCACAACUAAGCAAGAUUGAACUGAAGAUGUGUGGAAUCACCGACUCUGCUUCCAAGCCCCUUGCCUCUGGGGUUGGCUGCUGUGCUCUACUAGAAGAGAUUGUCCUUUCCUGGAAUGCACUUGGUGAUGAAAGCGCUCUGGAACUGGCCAAAAUUCUUCCAGGGAUGAGGAGACUGAGAAUACUUGAUCUGGACCAUAACGAAAUCACAGGCUGUGGAGUCAGAAGGCUAGUUGAAGAGCUUCCUUGGUGUCGAAGAAUCCAAUCUGUACGGUUGUGGCAUAAUAAGAUUUCCAAGGAGAUGGAAGGGAAUCUAAGCAAGGAAGAGCCUCGGCUGCAUUUCUCGGCUUAAGAAGAGAGGAAAUGAGGUUGCACUGUUGAAUAAGAGGAAAAGCUACUGCCAAUUACAAAGGAAGACAGGCUAUGAACAAGAAGAAGAAGAAGAGUUUGGAUUUAUAUCCCUCCUUUCUCUCCUGUAAGGAGACUCA
This is a messenger RNA of Sphaerodactylus townsendi, 2343 nucleotides long. RefSeq names its product protein NLRC5-like. The record is from RefSeq and is a predicted model, not a curated record. NCBI's taxonomy places the organism in Eukaryota, Metazoa, Chordata, Lepidosauria, Squamata, Sphaerodactylidae. Gene Ontology annotation, molecular function: protein binding. The transcript has 27 exons. The coding region runs from base 30 to 2207 and encodes 725 amino acids.